Messenger RNA from Sinocyclocheilus anshuiensis, 5453 nucleotides. RefSeq names its product serine/threonine-protein kinase Nek1-like. The transcript has 35 exons. The record is from RefSeq and is a predicted model, not a curated record. The coding region runs from base 102 to 4295 and encodes 1397 amino acids. Gene Ontology annotation, biological process: protein phosphorylation. Lineage: Eukaryota; Metazoa; Chordata; Actinopteri; Cypriniformes; Cyprinidae. Gene Ontology annotation, molecular function: protein kinase activity; ATP binding.
AGACCGCCCACAUCAGAAAAUCUUCAUGUGAGCUUCCCUGAUGCUGCCAAUGUUCGCUGAUUAUUCUGAAUAUAGAAGCAUGAGAAGUCAUUUGCACAGACAUGGAUAAAUAUGAGAGAUUGAAGAAAAUUGGUGAGGGAUCCUUUGGGAAAGCCAUCCUGGUCAAGUCAAGGACAGAUGGCCGACAAUAUGUUAUCAAGGAGAUUGGCAUCUCCAGGAUGUCAAACAAAGAAAGGCAAGAAUCGCGUAAAGAGGUGGCAGUUCUGGCUAACAUGAGCCAUCCAAACAUCGUCCAGUACAAGGAAUCCUUUGAAGAGAGUGGUUGUUUGUACAUAGUAAUGGACUACUGUGAGGGAGGAGACCUGUUUAAGAAGAUCAAUAAUCAGAGAGGGACUCUAUUCUCUGAGGAACAGAUUCUUGACUGGUUUGUGCAGAUCUGCCUGGCUCUGAAACACGUACAUGACCGCAAAAUCCUACACAGGGACAUCAAAUCACAGAAUAUUUUUCUGACCAAGGAUGGUACCAUUCAGCUGGGUGACUUUGGAAUCGCUAGAGUUUUGAACAGCACCGUGGAGUUGGCGAGGACAUGUAUUGGCACACCUUACUACCUGUCACCAGAGAUAUGUGAAAAUAAACCAUACAACAACAAGAGUGAUAUCUGGGCCCUGGGAUGUGUCCUGUAUGAAAUGUGCACGCUUAAGCAUGCAUUUGAGGCCGGAAACAUGAAGAACCUGGUGUUAAAAAUCAUCCGUGGUUCGUACCCGCCGGUUUCCGUGCAUUACUCCCAAGACUUGCGCUCUCUCCUGGCCCAGCUGUUCAGGCGCAACCCCCGGGAGAGACCCUCCGUCUCAGCCAUUUUGGACAAGCCUUUUCUUGCUCGCAGGAUUCACAAGUUUCUCAGCCCUCAGAUUAUUGCUCAGGAAUUCAGCCACUCACUUCACCUUAAUCAGCCUAAAAUGAGUGUGGCCCAGGGAGCACCAGCCAAACGCCCUGCCCCAGGCCCCAUCCCCAUCUCCCCAGCUCAGAAAAUCACAAAGCCAGCAGCCAAAUAUGGAGUGCCUUUAACAGUCCGAAGACCAUCUGACGCCAUCAGAAAGGUCCCGGAUGCAGCAAAGAAACCAGUCAAACUCAAGCAGGCUCCCCCUCCUGCAGCAGCUCAGAGGAGAGUGAGUCGAGUGGAGGAGGAGAGGAGGAAGCAUGAGAUGUUGUUACUGAAGGCUGCUCAGAUGAAGAGAUUUGAGAGGGAAAAGCUGAACCGGAUAAACCGGGCUCGGGAGCAGGGCUGGAGACAUGUGCUCAGUUCCAGUGGAGGCAGCAGUCCUGAGCGAAAGUUUUAUGGAGGUGGUGGUGGCGGCGUUGGAGCACCACAUUCCCCUGGAAUAGGCCCAUCCCCUGUGCCUGGCCCCACCCCUACUCCUGCUCAUGCUCCUGUUCCUGCUUUAGCUCCAAGCAGAGCUCCAUAUGACCAUGUCCACACAGCAGCUGAAAAACCAUCCAAACCUACACCUAAAGAUGGUGCUGGGGAAGGAGCCAUGUCUUCAGGGGACAAUGGCAGCACUGCUACAGACUCAGGGUCGCUGAAUGGUCAUGCCUGCAUCCCUGUUAAGGAUGUUGUCAGGAAAGAACCACGUAAAGCAAGUCUCCAAAACGAGCAGAUUUCAAAGAACGACUAUGCCAAUAGGUUUCGAGGUCAGCUGGCGGCAGAGAGGGCUAAGCAGGUGGAAGAGUUUCUACAGCGGAAAAGAGAAGCCAUGCUGAAUAAAGUCCGUGCGGAAGGACAGCUGGGGGCUCGGCAAAACCUGGCCGCCAUCUUUGCAAGCUGGACAAACUCCUCCCGAUGCAGGAGACCCCAAGUCAACAAAGAGGAGGAGGAGUACUUGGCAAGAUUACGACAGAUCCGACUACAGAACUUUAAUGAACGCCAGCAGAUCAAAGCUCGCCUCAGAGGAGAGAAGUAUGACAGUGACGGCUCAGACAUUCAGGAGUCAUGUGAAGAGGCAGUAUUCAGGAGGAAGAAGAUCGAGGCUUUAAAGGCCCAGUCAAAGGCUCGUGCUGCUGUAAUUAAAGAACAGCUGGAAAAGAAGAGAAGAGAAGCAUAUGAGAGAGAGAAGAAAGCAUGGGAGGAUCAUCAGCUUGUUGCACGAGGGGUGAAGGUUGCUGUUGGAGCUGUGGGCGGAGCUCCACCUCCUGCAGCCCCUGCCACUCAGCCAUCUGACUCCACCCCUCAGGAAGGUGCUUCCAAAGCCACUCCCUCCUCUAGACCCACCACUCCAGCCAUCUCCAUGACUGCUGCUCUGAAGGAUGUGGGCGCGAUUUCAUCAGGACAGAGUUCUCCUAUGAAAGAGGACUCCGUUAAAGCAGAAACAUCAGGUGUACAGAGUGACAAGAAGGAGAUUCUUCACCGACUUAAUCAGAAGGUCCAGACCACUGAGGAAGAUGCCACACCUUGCAGCAUUGCACCAUGCCCAACUCCUCAACAGGUCAAGCCUUCCAUCACAGAAGAAAGACCUCCUGCAGCUGGUGAUAGGAGGAAAUGGGAAGCUGUAGCUCCACCCAUAUUGUCUGUAGCCGAACAAACUCUGGAGGAGACCUGUGCAACUCUGGCAGUGUCUCAGGUGGCUUCUCCAGAGACGAAUGCUCCCUCUGGUGGAGACAGGAAGAAGUGGCAGACUGAUGGUGCCCCUCUUCUGUCUGUGGCUCAGCAGACUCUGGAAGAAACUAGCUUUACAACAGCAGGUCAGCUAACAGAAAAAACAGCAGGUGAAGUCAUUUGCAUGGAUGAUUGGCAGGGGGAGGGGCUAAGGAAGGCUUGGGGGUGGAGUCCAGACUCAGAGGUUCUGAAGGUGUUGGAAGAGGCAGAGCUCCAGCCCUUUACCCAGAAACUAGAUCCCGCCAGCACCUGUGACCACACACUGACUGAAAGCCUUAAUCUUAUUGAAGAGUCUUUAGAUGUCACUCAUGAAACCAAACAAGUGCCUCUUCCUCAGCCAUGCCAGCCUGCCAUUGGCCUUGCCAAACAAGAAGUGACAUGUCAGGAGACAGUGCCAAUCACAGCAGAGGUUAAAAGUCAGGAACUAAUCCUUCAAACAACAGAAGAGAUUCAAAAGACUCCAUCUGGAGAGAGUGAGACAGAGGUGGUGGAUGAUAUGGAGUCAGUAGUUCUAGAUGAAGCCUCUCAGCAAACCUCAAAGCCGCCCCCAGCAGAUGUAAUGCAAGCAUGGACAAAUGACACUCCAGUGUCUCCGCCAGCAGAUGGCAGAUUAAUACAACCAGAGUGCACAGAGAUGACGCGAAGAGAAGAAAAACACCCUGAACCUGCAGUAGAUAAGCCUUUGUUUGUGAAGCUAAGCAGUAGUCCAGCUCACAGACAAACAGUAGCAUUGGCCAUCCUGUCUGCUCAGUCCUCACUGGAAGACUCUUCCACCAUCGCCUCACGUUCCCGCUCUGUCUCUCCACUGCGCUCCCAAAGGCAUGGCGACGCACUUCUCAUUGGCCUCUCUACUGGCCUCUUUGACACAAACAACCCAAAGAUGCUGAGGACGUGCUCCUUACCAGACCUCAGUAAAGUAUUCAGUGAUGCUGCAGAACCUGAAGUUGCAGUCGCUCCUGACAACAACCUGGAGAUUGAAGAUCUGGAGGAUAAAGCAGAUGAGCAGUCUGAACCUGAGGAUGUGUACGAGGAUGAUGAUUUGAGGGAGCUCAGAGCAUCUAUGGAGAGGCUUCUCCAAGAGCAGCGCGGUGAUGAUGAAGAUGAUGACGAAGAGGACGACGAUGGCGGUGGAUCCAACAGUAGUCCAGCUGAUGAAGAGGCAGCUGGCCUUAAUGGGUUGGCUAGUGCUGGUGUUGACAAAUGCAGUCCAGAGGAGGAGUGUUUUAAUGGAAUGGCUGAGGAAGAUGAUGAUGUUAGCCAUGGUGAAGAAGAGCCAGGAGGGCCAGUUACUAACGGAAUGGAGGUUGAGGAGGAUGAAGAGCAGAACAGUAGUGAAGGCCAGCUCAAUGAGGAGUGGCAGUCUGAUGACAGCGAGGAAGAGGACGAGGAAGACCUAGAGCAACAGGACAGUAUCUUCAGUCGUCUGGAGGAGCUGCGGUUCGAUCUAGAGCAUGCCAUGGGCUUUGAGAACUUCAUUCAAGCCUACAACAAGAUCAAGGCUAUUCAUGAGGAUGAAGAUGAGAACAUUGCAAUGGGCUCCCGCAUGGUGCAAAGCAUUUUGGGAACCAAGCACCAACACUUGUAUCCUAAAAUCCUCCAUUUGGUGAUGGCAGAUGGAGCUUACCAGGAAGAUAAUGAUGAAUAGAAGUUAUUCAUCCAUGCCGUUGGCAGCCUUGGUCAAUCUGCUGGUAGGCUGAAGUGUUCCCAUGAUGCACUCUGACAGGCUGAGGAGGUGCAUGUCGGGGAAAGGGGGUUUGAGAGAGAGGGGGUAAAAAGGGAAAUGGUCCACUCAAGCAUGGGCAGUUUAAAGUCCACGGUUGACUGUAGUUCUACUUCCAUAUCUCAAGUCACUUGAGCACUACUUUGUAAAUUUUGUGCAUAUAAAUGUGCCGUGUAUAAUAAUAUUUAACCAAAGCGUAGCCGAGUGUUAGCAGGUGAGAAGAAGUCUCCGACAGAGAUGCACGUGUGUGUACUCCUAGCUGAUGACAGACUGUAUGUGAAAUGCUGCUAGUGCUGUAUUCACAACAGCUGAAGCCAUGGAAACUGCUUUUUAAGGCUCUAGACUGGCCAGGGAGGUCUAGUUUAGGGGUCGGAGGUCAAUUAUCUGCCCAAUAUCAGGUGCUCACGCACAACAGGCAGCGGGUUCUUCUAACCGGCUGUCUACCUCAGAAAACAGAUCAGUCUAAACGUCUUGUCUAAAAAAAGUCUUCUCCAGUUUUCUGAACCUCUUUUUCUACUUUUUACACAUCGUUUACAUAACAUGCUCAAAUUAUUUAGCCUUAGCUUUCAAGAUUUCUUACCGGUAAAUCUUAAAGCAUUAUUUCAGGAUUUGGCAAAACUGUUAUUUAGGAAGUUACUAUGCAGAUGAAGUUCUUAUUGGGGUUUUUAACGUGAUGGUUCACCCAAAAUUAAUAUUCUGUCAUCAUUUACUCCCCCUCAUGUUUUUUUGUCCAUCACAUGGAAUAAAUGGGGGCCACAACAACAUUGGACCCCAUUGACUUUAAUUGUGAAGAAAAAGUCAUACAGGUUUGGAACUGCAUGAGUGAGUAAAUGAUGAUAGAAUUUUCAUUCUUGGUGAACAGUCACUAUAAGAGCAUUUAUAAAUGCUGUGCACAUGCUUUAUGCAUGUUGUAUGCAGCUGCACCUCCGGUGGGUUGUAUUAAAUUACCUCUGUGUUUUAGUUGCUGGCAAAAUGUGGUACUUGAAAGUGUACAGAAAAUUGUUAAAUAAUUUGCAAGCAUUACGGUUUGUUUGCAUGUCAGAAUAUGUAUAUCUUUGUACUGAGAAAUAAAUAAACGUAAUU